UCGAGUAUGCAGUGAGCCGGCAGUCGUUUUCCAACAUCAUCCGGGGUGUGACGAUGGAAGUUUCGCGAGUGGAAGAAGUGCCGUGUGUUUAAUUCCAGUGGAUCAUCAGUCAUCAUGUUGCGGGCGGUCGUCUUGGUGACGGCGGCCGCUUUCGUCGCCGGCGCCCAGUACCGCGGUUCAUCGAGGUCCGUCGAGAAGGACAGUCUGAGGCACCACGGCAAGUGCGAGCCCAUCACUAUACCGGUCUGCCAGAACAUCCAAUACAACGAGACGAUAAUGCCUAACUUGAUGAACCAGGCUAAGCAGGAAGAAGCGGCGUACGAAUUGGUCCAGUACUCCCCUUUGAUAAAGAUCAAGUGUAACUUGGACCUUCAGUUUUUCCUGUGUUCCGUGUACGUGCCGGUCUGUACGAUUUUGGAGAAGCCGAUCCCACCGUGCAGAUCGCUCUGUUUGUCGGCGCGACAGGGCUGCGAGCAGGUGAUGAACGUUUUCGGGUUUCCGUGGCCGGAUAAUUUAGAAUGUAGCAAGUUUCCAGAGCCGCCGGAUAUCUGCGUCGGGGACAACAACCGGACGAGCUCAACCAGCGGGAAAGCGAAGCCGACCGGACCCCAGCAGGGCUACCCGAGGCACGAGGAACCCGCCGGCCUGCCCGAAGGGGCCAUGGAUUACGGUUUCAUCUGCCCGUCUCAGUUCAAAGUCCCCAAGGGGAUGGAUUACCAGCUCAAAGUGGGCGACCGCGUCGCCAAAGACUGCGGGGCCCCCUGCGACGGCAUGUUCUUCUCUCCGGAGCAGAGGAAGUUCGCGAGGAUUUGGGUUGGCGUGUGGAGCGUCCUCUGCUCCGCUUCCUGCCUCUUUACCGUCCUCACUUUCACCAUCGACACAGACCGUUUCCGCUACCCGGAAAGGCCGAUUAUCUUCCUCAGCCUUUGUUACAUGAUGGUCGCUUCGGCCUACAUCGUCGGCUUCGGUUCCGGCGAUUCCGUCGCGUGCAGGAAACCGUUCACAUCGCCUGUCGAACUGCCUAAACUCCAGAUGGUCUCGACUAUAACGCAAGGGACCAAGCAUGAACCGUGCACCAUACUCUUCAUGGUCCUUUAUUUCUUCGGCAUGGCUUCUUCCAUCUGGUGGGUCAUUUUGACGCUCACAUGGUUUCUGGCAGCCGGAUUGAAAUGGGGACACGAAGCUAUUGAAGCCAACUCGCAGUAUUUCCACCUCGCAGCCUGGGCCGUUCCUGCAAUCAAAACUAUAACAAUACUCGCCAUGGGAAAAGUAGAAGGCGAUGUGCUGACUGGAGUUUGCUACGUCGGACUUUGGAACGUCGAAACACUGCGAAAGUUCGUCCUUGCUCCGCUGUUCAUUUACCUAGUCCUCGGCACCAUCUUCCUCCUGGCGGGGUUCGUGUCCCUCUUCAGAAUCCGCACCGUUAUGAAGCACGACGGUACCAAGACUGACAAACUCGAGAAGCUUAUGAUCCGCAUCGGUGUCUUUUCCGUUAUGUACACGGUGCCCGCUUUGGUCGUCCUCGCCUGCCUCUUUUACGAACAGGCCUACAUGGAUCACUGGAUGCUCACGUGGAACAUGGAGAAUUGCUCGAUGCCGGGCAAGCACACGCCGUUCUCCAUCCCGUGUCCCGUCGGCGAGCGGGCGAAAGGAGCCGGCAGGAAGCCGGACUUCGAGAUUUUCAUGAUCAAGUACCUAAUGGCGUUGGUGGUAGGCAUCACCUCUUCCUUCUGGAUAUGGUCGGGAAAGACGCUUACCUCCUGGAAAGAGUUCCUCUACAGGAUAAGAGGCCGGCGCGGCGAGGCAUAUGUAUGAUAAACGUGGUGCUUGGGAAACACUUUUCACCGUUUUCCCAAAUCAUUUUUACUUUUAGGGUAACCUUUGUCGGCCGGCGAAUCGCGUCUAAGUUUUUAAUAGAUAGCCUGACGGUCAAACAAAAUAAAUGACGAGUUGUUAUAACAAUUGAAGCCCUUUUAAACAAACAAAAGGGAAGCCAAAAUUUGUACCAACCCGAUUGGCCGACCGUACGUUUACUUUAAUUUGUAGAUAAUCCUUGUUGACUUAUACAACAGAUCAAGAUUUCUGGUUAAAUCUAAAUUUGUCUAUGAUUUUAUUCAUUGUAACUAUCUAUAAUUUCUAAUUGUUCGAAUUUACGACAAAAUGUACAACACUCAAGUGCCUAAGGCGUUACCCUCUUCACACUUAAUGGAUUUUUAUUGUAAUAUUGUCAAUUGUACAGCUAGUUUUAGUUGAAUUUUGUAAAUAUUCCCCCCAAUCCCUGACUGAUUGUACAUAAAGAGGAGUCGGGGGGGAUGCGAU
Cimex lectularius (bed bug) is the source of this 2319-nucleotide messenger RNA. RefSeq names its product frizzled-2 (gene fz). Gene Ontology annotation, cellular component: plasma membrane. The coding region runs from base 115 to 1815 and encodes 566 amino acids. The transcript is spliced from 2 exons. Lineage: Eukaryota; Metazoa; Arthropoda; Insecta; Hemiptera; Cimicidae. Gene Ontology annotation, molecular function: Wnt-protein binding; Wnt receptor activity. The record is from RefSeq and is a predicted model, not a curated record. Gene Ontology annotation, biological process: canonical Wnt signaling pathway; non-canonical Wnt signaling pathway.